Messenger RNA from Mycena citricolor, 1374 nucleotides. NCBI's taxonomy places the organism in Eukaryota, Fungi, Basidiomycota, Agaricomycetes, Agaricales, Mycenaceae. The record is from the annotation of a GenBank genome assembly.
AUGAAAUUCGACGAACUCGGCCUGCACGAGGGCAUCAUGGAAGGAAUCGAAACGAUGAACUUCAAAGAGAUGACCCCCGUUCAGGAACAAACUAUUCCCAUUAUUCUCGAAGGAAAAGAUCUGAUCGCUUGCGCUCAGACCGGCACCGGCAAAACGGCCGCCUAUACGCUUCCGUUGUUGGACCGUUUGCUGCACGAGGGCAAUCCGGACAAUGUGGUGAAAUCGCUGAUCGUAGUUCCCACGCGCGAGCUGGCGCAGCAGAUCGAUAUCCAGUUUCAGGGUUUUUCCUACUUUUUACCCCUUUCGACGACGGUCGUUUACGGCGGUGGCGACGGUAUCGGCUGGAGUCAGCAGAAACAGGGGAUGAUCAUGGGCUCCGACAUCGUGAUCGCUACGCCCGGACGCCUGCUGGCCCAUAUUCAGAACAGCGGGGUGGAUCUGUCGCACAUCGUCGCCGAGUUGCCCGCCCAGCGGCAGACCGUGAUGUUCUCGGCGACGCUUCCUCCGAAAAUCAGGCAGUUGGCCAAACAAAUCCUGCGCGAUCCGUCCGAGGUGAACAUCGCCAUAUCCAAACCCAACGAGGCGAUCAGCCAAGUGGCUUACGUAUGUUACGAAAACCAGAAAAUCGGAAUUAUCCGCGAAUUGUUCGCCCGGCCUUCGGGGACGAAAACGAUUAUUUUCUCGUCGUCGAAGCUGAAGACCAAAGAGCUGGCGCGCACGCUGAAGCAAAUGAAGCUGAACGUCGGCGCGAUGCAUUCCGAUCUGGAACAGGAGCAGCGAGAAGCGGUGAUGCUCGAUUUCCGCAACGGUAAGAUCGAUAUCCUCGUGGCUACGGACAUUGUGGCGCGCGGAAUCGACAUCGAGGAUAUCGAUUACAUCCACCGGAUCGGUCGUACGGCCCGUGCGAGUGCGACCGGUACCGGGAUCACGUUCGUCAGCGAACAGGAACAGGAUAAAUUCCAGCGGAUCGAGAAGUUUAUCGAGCGGGAGAUCGAAAAGCUGCCGAUUCCCGAACGGCUCGGCAAAGGGCCGAAAUACGAUCCGGCGGCUUGCGAUCGGCGGGGGAGCCGUCGCAAUUUCCAUGGUCGGGGCCGCGUAAAGGGAGCGGAAGUUCCGACCGAGGAGUUCCGGAGUCAUUACGAGCAGGCUGUCGAACAGAGACGCGCCGAUGCGCAGGAGGUGAAAAGUUCCGGUCCGUUGCAAUUCGUCGUGGACGUGAUCCCCGAAAACGUCGUGCAGGCGGCCGGCGACAACACAGCCAUGUUGCAGUUGAUCCUGCUGUCGAUCGUAUUUGGCGUGGCGAUGGUGGCUGUCGGAAAGGAGAAAUCCGCGCCGGUGAAAAACCUGAUCGAAUCGCUGAACGGAUUAUUCUGA